Molecule: messenger RNA, 1350 nt
Organism: Neomonachus schauinslandi (Hawaiian monk seal)
Lineage: Eukaryota; Metazoa; Chordata; Mammalia; Carnivora; Phocidae
Gene: SLURP2
Product: secreted LY6/PLAUR domain containing 2
Exons: 3
Coding region: 23-310 (95 amino acids)
Molecular function (GO): acetylcholine receptor inhibitor activity
Source: RefSeq, a predicted model, not a curated record
GCCAGCCUCACCCCAAGAGACCAUGCGGCUGCUCCCCGGGCUCUUGCUGGCCGCUGCCUUGAGCCUGGAGCUGGCCGGAGCCUUGAAUUGUCACCAGUGCAAGGGCUUCGGAGGGUGCCACCACGCGGCCAGAUGCCCCCGGGGCUCCAACUACUGCGUCAGCAUUGGCACCCGAGACCCCUUCAGCGUCAUUGACCUGCCUCUGGUGACCAAAUCGUGCUACAGCAACUGCCCGGACAUCCUCAGCCUGGGCCUGGGCCCCAACGUGUCCAUCGUCUGCUGCCAGUACAACCUCUGCAACAUCGACUGACCCCCCCCCCCGGCUCUCCCCCCACCCCCCGCGCUGUCCCCCCUCACGGAGCUAAGACAGCGCCCGAGCCCCAGGCCGACGCUGCUCCCCAGGCAGCUGAGCCGUGGCACCAGGGCCGGGGAGGGGGGUGGCGGGUGGCGGCGCGCUCGAGGAGGAGCCCGGGGCAGAGCAGGAGCGCGCGGAAGAACUAGAGGCGGCCCUGGGUGGGUCGGGGGAGGGGGAGAGGCAUUUGGCGGAGCCGGAAAGGGGAGGAUGGAAGGAACAGAGCAGGCAGGUGAGAGGGUGAGGCUGGGGACGGCCCCGCCCCCGCCCCCCGCACAGGUGCACGGGCGCCCCCGCCCCAGCACCCCCGGGGAACUUUUAAUCAUGGCUCCAGCCAGCCUCCAGCUGCGAAGUGGACCAAGAGCCCCCCAACCAGGGGGCAUGGCUCCUCCCCACCACAUGACCCCCAGGCACAGCGCCCAGGCCUUUCCUUGUCCUUACCCUGGCCACGCUCUCAUGAAAGAAAACGUGGAAGAGCCAAUGCGGUGGUGCAGCCGCCCAGUGUGGGGGGCGGGGGACAGCGUCCCAGCACAGAGUGACCCCACACAGAGGCACAAGCAGGGCCUCGGGCCAGCGGGGCUGGGGGCACGUGGGAGGGUGUCUCUCCAGACCGCGGAGUGCGUCCCCUGAUGCUGCUAACGGCUGCACGAACCUGAGACUCGGAGAGCAGAGGCCACAUACGGAAGACCGCAUUCUCUGCACGUCCAUUUCUUCGAGAUGCUCAGCACAGGCAAAUCCGAAGAGGCAGGGAGCCAGCGAGCGGUGGCCAGGGCCCGCUGGGAAUGCGCUGGUGCGCGGGGGUGGCAGCCCAAGGGCGGGGGUGGGGGGUAGGGGGGGGGGUUCUUCCUGAGCCUGACUGGGGAUGGUUGCAGGACCUGGGAAUAUACCAGAAACACUUGCAGUGGAUGAAUUGGAUGGAAUGUGAAGCAUGUUCAAUAAAGCUGUUACAAAUUAAAAAGAGGAAAAAAGAAAAAAGUGUUUGAAAGAAAAACAAGACU